Messenger RNA from Spinacia oleracea (spinach), 762 nucleotides. RefSeq lists its product as uncharacterized. The transcript has 2 exons. The coding region runs from base 1 to 762 and encodes 253 amino acids. Lineage: Eukaryota; Viridiplantae; Streptophyta; Magnoliopsida; Caryophyllales; Amaranthaceae. The record is from RefSeq and is a predicted model, not a curated record.
AUGGAGAAGGCCCAAAUACACAUUCAAGUCCGGGGUGGUGAACGUGGCGAGAAGAAAAAAUUGAAGCCCAACUGGGGGGAAACCUCAAAACCUGACACAAAGAAGAAAGAAAAAGGCAGCCAUAAACAAGUUCAACCCCCCCUCAAGAAGUCAGUUAUGGUUGAUGAUCAUGGGGAAGAUCCGAGAUACAACCGCAACAGGCGGGAGCCACAUGGAAUCCGUACACCUGAAGCAAAGCGAGACAAGUCACUUUGGUGUGAGUUUCACCACGAGUGCGGGUACACCACAAAGACCUAUAGGGAGCAGAAAAGGGCACUGGAUCACUUGGACGACAAGGGAACGCUGAAUGAUUACUUAAGGAAGAAUCCUCUCCCAAAAGCAAAAGACAAAGAAAAGGAGUCCCCUAGUGAUGAUACGGGAGACUACAUUGGAGUGAUAACCGAAGGCUUGACACCAGGCGGGUCUGUGAGCAAGGCAAAGGAUAGCUUAUGGGCACUUGAACAUCAAGUCCUAGAAGUGGCAUUGACUUCUCAAACAACCUCGGUGAUGACAUUUGGUGGGAGCACUUGCCGCCCGAUUCAAGAGUCCCAUGAUGAUCCCCUGGUCAUCGAGAUGAAAGUCGCUAACUCAACAGUAGGGCGGGUGUUAGUGGAUAGUGGAUCAUCCGCCGACAUCAUUACUCUAAAGUGUCUAGAAGGGCUCAAGUAUUCCAAAGAUGAUCUAAAAACCAUCUCCCAGCCACUCAUUGGGUUCGGAGGUUAA